AUGCGCCCUCCUAUCAAGGAGGCAUGUCCACCGUCGGGCUUCCGGCCCACGCCGAUGAUUGUCCUUGAUAACGGCUUUCUGCCCAGAACCUUCGAUCUGGACACGAGAAUAGACAUGAAAAACAUCGUCCCCGAUGCAUAUUGGGCCUACCAGAAUCUCUCGACUUCUUACAACACUGGCGUCAGCGGAUAUGCAAUCGAUGUGUGCCUCGAGUACGAAUUUGGUUUCCUUCACGCCAAGGCUCAGAGAUUGAUCAACCUUGAAACUACAUGGCUCGAGGGACUAUUCCAUGCAUCUGGUCGUACCAUGGCACAAAAGCAUCUUGAAAAGCUACGCCGCCACGCCCGCGCGACACAGCUAGGGCCCGACUUUUUUGAUGCCAUCCGCCGCUGCCCCUACACCAUUAUGCCAAUCAACACGGGGAACCACUGGGAGGCAGUCCUCCUAUGUCUCCAAAGAGAUGAGGAUGGAAAGAAAGAUGGCUAUACCAAGGUAAGACAUGUAACGGUGAUUGACCCGGCGCGCGAUGCCGAUUCGGCCCCAAGGGUGGAAAAGCAGUUGAGACGUAUCCUGAAGCCCAAAGGAUUCACGUUUGCGACCAAGCGCUGCCGUCGCGACAUCACGGGGUCGCACCAACGGGACUCGCACUCAUGCGGACUGCACGUAUAUCAGACCGUCAAGACACUACUCCACCGAAUCGACGUCAUGGCGCGCGACGGCACGGCUGACAGCGGGAGCCCCGACGACGAUCGGCUCUGGGCGCCCAUGGACGGGAAGCGGUUCAUUGCUGAAAAGGUCCGGGCCAAGAUGCGAGGGAUCGCGGCCGAGGUAUUCCUGCGCGACUGCAAGGGAAAGGUCAGGGCCGUGUUUGUCCCGACCCGGCGCAUCGUGCCGCAUGGGUCGCGACAGUCUGUGAACGCAGCGACUAUACUGUAUCCCAAUUCGUCGUAUAAGACCAAGAUGGUAGAGACGGGAGUACCUUUGGAGCCCAGUAUAGGUAAGCGGAAAAGAAAUGUCAAUAACUUGGAUGAAGACGGUGACAAUCCUCUCGGGCUGAGUCCUGGGACUUUCUUAGAUAAAACCUCGCCGCAAUAA
Messenger RNA from Pestalotiopsis fici W106-1, 1095 nucleotides. RefSeq lists its product as uncharacterized. Gene Ontology annotation, biological process: proteolysis. Lineage: Eukaryota; Fungi; Ascomycota; Sordariomycetes; Amphisphaeriales; Sporocadaceae. The transcript has a single exon. Gene Ontology annotation, molecular function: cysteine-type peptidase activity. The record is from RefSeq and is a predicted model, not a curated record. Bases 1 to 1095 code for a protein of 364 amino acids.